This is a messenger RNA of Parnassius mnemosyne (clouded apollo), 303 nucleotides long. The record is from the annotation of a GenBank genome assembly. Lineage: Eukaryota; Metazoa; Arthropoda; Insecta; Lepidoptera; Papilionidae.
AUGUCACGAAAACGAGCUAAAUAUUUAGUGGAUUUAGCCAAAAAGGAGAAAAAUUCAUUGAAGAGUUUUGAUAAAAAUUGUGAGAUACCACUUCAUACUGAGGAGAGAGAAAUGGCUAAAAGAGGGUGCAUAGAAUUUCAUGUUCAAGAUGAAGAAAUAUUGCAGUUACUUAUGGCAGAUAAUAGUGACGGAGAAGAUGACUUACAGUUAGACGAAGAAGAACAGCAGUUCAUAGCUCAAGAUGUAGAAAAUGGAAUCGAUGUGGUUGAAAUUAAAGAUUAUGUUCAAGAACCGAAAAAUUAA